UGAAGUAGAAGCACCAGACGCUUAACCAUUAUUGAUACCAUGUAAAUGAAUAAGCUUUGUUCUCUAUCUUAAAGCAGUUUUGCAAGUCACAAUGAUCUGCUUAUAACAACAGGAGUUCCUGUUUCUCCUCCAGAUUUUGUGUAAGAAGAUCAAGUCUAUCCUUGUGCAAUGUGCUCCUUUGUCGGAAGAACUGCUGGUGCUGAGUAAUCCAAAGUUUUUUUUUUUUUUUUCAUGUGGCUGAUGCAAACCUGGGGAAUUUGCAUCAUCACUCGGCAGAAAUAACCUAGUGUGACAGCAGACUAAAUGCCGUACAAAUCAUCAAACCCAUAAGGAAACUGACUUGGUCUUCAAUAAUAGGGCAGUGAAGCAGCAGAUGUUACUGAGAGCAACUGAGAGCAACAAGUUGUAGCUUUAAGAAACUUUACAUUGCAGACGUUAUAUUGGAAAACUAGAGGCAAGUUCUACCUGCACUGCACUUUUUUUAUUUUUCGAUUUCACUUUUAGACCAUUGUUCUUUUAACCAUGUAUAAGAAAUCUGCUUCUGCUGAUGUGUCCAUGAUAUCCCAAGGCAGCUGCUACCUGGAAAAGGAAUCACAAGAUACGUUACCAUCAAAAAAGGGUAAAAAUGCCGACAGCAGAGGAAAGGUGGAACUGAAAAAGAAAGUGACCUUAUUGAGAGGAAUCUCUAUAAUUAUUGGGACUAUCAUAGGAGCAGGAAUUUUUAUCUCCCCUAAAGGAAUCCUACAAAACACCGGUAGUAUAGGAAUGUCCUUAAUUGUUUGGACUGCCUGUGGCAUCCUGUCUCUUCUUGGUGCUCUUUGCUAUGCAGAACUUGGAACAUGUAUAAAGAAAUCUGGCGGCCACUACACAUACAUCCUAGAAGCUUUUGGUCCAUUACCUGCAUUUGUUCGGGUGUGGGUAGAACUGCUUGUUAUUCGGCCAGCUGCUACGGCAGUGAUAUCACUAGCAUUUGGACGCUAUAUCCUGGAGCCUUUCUUUAUACAAUGUGAAAUACCAGACCUCGCUGUCAAAUUAGUUACAGCACUUGGAAUAACCCUUGUAAUGGUCCUGAACAGUAUGAGUGUUAGCUGGAGUGCUCGUAUUCAGAUUUUCUUGACCUUUUGCAAGCUUGUAGCAAUUCUGAUAAUUAUAGUCCCUGGAGUUAUGCAGCUAAUUAAAGGAGAGACACAGAACUUCAAAGAUGCCUUUGUUGGGAAAGAUGUCAGUGUUAUGGGGCUCCCUUUGGCUUUUUAUUCUGGAAUGUAUGCAUACGCUGGCUGGUUUUACCUCAAUUUUGUUACUGAAGAAGUAGAAAACCCAGAAAAAAACAUACCUCUUGCAAUAUGCAUAUCAAUGGCGAUCGUAACAGUUGGAUACGUCUUGACCAAUGUGGCCUACUAUACAGCCAUUACAGCAGAAGAACUCGUCCUCUCCAGUGCAGUUGCAGUGACAUUUGCUGAACGUCUCCUGGGAAACUUCUCCCUGGCUGUUCCCAUUUUUGUUGCAUUGUCUUGCUUUGGCUCAAUGAAUGGUGGAGUUUUUGCUGUUUCAAGAAUGUUCUAUGUAGCCUCUCGAGAAGGUCACCUUCCAGAGAUCCUUUCUAUGAUUCAUGUACACAAGCAUACUCCUCUGCCAGCUGUCAUUGUUUUGGUAAGCUAA
Molecule: messenger RNA, 1659 nt
Organism: Bufo gargarizans (Asiatic toad)
Lineage: Eukaryota; Metazoa; Chordata; Amphibia; Anura; Bufonidae
Gene: SLC7A11
Product: solute carrier family 7 member 11
Exons: 9
Coding region: 523-1659 (378 amino acids)
Biological process (GO): amino acid transmembrane transport
Cellular component (GO): membrane
Molecular function (GO): L-amino acid transmembrane transporter activity
Source: RefSeq, a predicted model, not a curated record